GGUUGUUUUCAUCCACACGCUGUUCGACAACUUGAAGUUUUUAUGUUGUUUUUCUGUUCUUCUCCGUUUUCUGCCCUCUUCUAAAACCUCCUUAUGUGUCCGGAAUACGAGAUUUUCACAACAUAAAACCUGAGCUGAUGCGACAGGUGGAGACACAGAGGGAAGGCAGUGUUGUCCGUCUGGUGCAGGCGUGUUUUCAGACAUUAAAAGAAGAGGAACGAUGCUUCGCUGCAGGAAGUGUCGGAAAGGCGUCAUCGACUCGACGUGUUUGUCUGCGCAGGUGGAGGCUGCACAUGGAGACUCAGCUGACGUUUGCAGUAUUUGGCACGUUGAUGCGGACGCAAUGCCAGACUGGAUCCACAGUGCUGUUCACCAGGCCCAGUGGACUCUGGGAAAACUGAACUGUCCGAGCUGCGGGGCUCGUCUUGGAGGCUUUAACUUCGUCCACGGCGGUGAGUGUCCUUGCGGCCGCGACGCCGCUGUCCACCUCAGCAAAAGCCGAGUGGACCGCGACCACAAACACUACGUCCUCAUCGUCCAACCGCGGAGGACGAGGCCGCUGGCGGUCCAGCCCGGUCCGCCGAUGGACCGGAUACCCGACCUUAACAGGGCGGUGCCGUUAAACCCGGGUUUACAGCUAGACUGCGCCGCCGUCGUGUCCCAUGUGAGCCCCGGACACGCCUCCAAGUCGCUGAGUGGCGGCGGAGACGCCCCGUCCUUUUCCUUCAGUCCUCUGAACUGCAUCUCCCACAGGAGACGGUGCAGUUUGGAUGACGACACCAUCAGGGCUUCGUGUUUCUGUCGUGGAGUCCUUUCAGACAAAUCAUCUGUGGAGACGAUGAGGACAGACGUGUCAGUCCCAUGUCCAACGGCGCGAUCGCAGGACGCCGACGAAGGACCGACGGGACGCUCACAUGUCUCAGAGGACAGAGGCUCAGCAGUGGACCAGGCCCACCAGGACACAGAUCCUUCAGUACUGGACCCAUGGAUCCACGAGGAGGUUUCAGAUCCAGGUCCGAUCCUCAGAGACAGAAACGGUGAAGACAGCGAAGACGAACAGGACGACGACGAGACGCGUCAGACAUCGUCCACCUCAAACCGACUGAAUAAACGGGAGAAGAACCGUCUGAAGAGUCUGCGCAGGAAACAGAGGAGGAGAGAACGCUGGCUUCACCGUCAGCUGGAGCAGGAACAGGGCAACGGCGUGAACGUGUCGCCGCAGGAGGCCGACGACGCCGACAGGGAAGGUGUGACGUGCGCCGUGUGUCUGGACGUCUACUUCAGCCCGUACACCUGUCGACCCUGCGACCACGUCUUCUGCGAACCCUGUCUGCGAACACUCGCCAAGAACCGCCACGCCAACACGCCGUGUCCGCUCUGCCGCACACUCAUCACACACACCAGCUUCAACAAAGAACUCCACCACGCUGCUAAAACCUUCUUCCCUAAAGUCUACGUCAGCCGGAAACAGAACUUCCAGAAUGCUCCGUGUUCCAAGUGGCCGCUGCCGAGCUGUCGCAAACGUUUCCGAAACCUGUGGGGAUCUCAGAGGCGAGUGGCGGAGGCGGCGGGCGGGCGCUGGCGUUUGACCCCGGCCGUGUUCAUGCUGGACGCCCUGGAUCUGACCGACAUGCGCGGUUGGCUCUUCGACAUCGCUCUGGUCAUCGUCUACAUCCACUCGGUCAACUGGAUCCUGGCGGCGCUGCUCUUCGGUUUCCUCACCUACUACUUCCUGUGCUGAGGUCAAACCGGUCUGUAUUCACUCAGAACCAACGUGUCGGACCGAACAACACCUGCACACAAAGGUUUGAAGGAAACCUAGUUUUUACUCUUGGGUCCGUUUUUUUCCCCCUGGAGCCACGAUGAGCAUAAAUUUGAUUGACAGACAAAGGAACCAAUUAAAAGCCGCAUUUAACCUGGGAGCGUUUACUGCCAAUGUGUUUGUUUGUACAGUUUUCGUAACCCAUCCUGCACUUUAUCAGCUGUCAAGUCUGCCAAAAAAGGGGGACGGACAUGGACAGAACCAUCAUAUUUACAGAUUAUGGGAUGGACUGACAGUCGAACGGCUCCAAACAAAUGUCUGACAAGAUGAAUGUGUUUUUGGAAAGUCGGGGAAAAAACACUUGAAUAUUUCAUCUCAAUAAUUCUUCUGUGGAACGCGAAGAUGGUUUGUCUGUCUGUCGUCUUCAACCGACUCUUUUUCUGCGUCGACUGUUAGUGAAUCACAAAUAUUUCACGUAUUCUUUUGUGCAAAUAUUCAGUAUUUUUUCACUUUGGAAAAAUCCAGGUUUUCAGGUAUAAGCUAAGUUGAAAUGAGUUCGUUUUUGCCUUUUUUUCAGAAUAAAAGCAGUGACACACACGUUUCCCUUUAACAAAAACUAGAACAAAGUAUUUAUUUUCUACAAACGUGACAUGUUUCUCAGUAGUCACUUUUCUAUCAGACAUAUGCAAAAAACUUUACCGAUAUUUACUAAAUGUUGAAAAAACAGAAGUGCGUAAUGUCGGUUUUUCCAUGAAAUCACA
Messenger RNA from Sphaeramia orbicularis (orbiculate cardinalfish), 2523 nucleotides. RefSeq names its product E3 ubiquitin-protein ligase RNF180-like. Bases 221 to 1741 code for a protein of 506 amino acids. Gene Ontology annotation, biological process: positive regulation of proteasomal ubiquitin-dependent protein catabolic process; norepinephrine metabolic process; serotonin metabolic process. The transcript has 8 exons. NCBI's taxonomy places the organism in Eukaryota, Metazoa, Chordata, Actinopteri, Kurtiformes, Apogonidae. The record is from RefSeq and is a predicted model, not a curated record. Gene Ontology annotation, molecular function: ubiquitin conjugating enzyme binding; ubiquitin protein ligase activity; metal ion binding. Gene Ontology annotation, cellular component: endoplasmic reticulum membrane.